CACAUUGAAAUACAAAAUAUAUAGAUAUUAUGUUAAAAAAGCACAUGUAUUUAUAUAUAAAUGUAUAUGGUUAAUUGUGUAUACGUAGUAUUUUUUUUAAAUCAUAUUUUGGCCAUGAUGACAAUGACGUCUAUGCUACACAAAUUUAGACAUUUAAAUAUGGGUUCUGCUCCCUAUAGUAUUUUAUGGAAAAAAAUGUUUCAUUUUAUUUUUUAAAAGUUAAAUUUUUAAGACAAUUUUGUUUAUGUCAAUGUCGUUACCAAUUGUUUUCAUGGCAUUUUUAUACUAAAUCUUUUAGCCAGUGAUUCCUUUAAAUAUAUUUCCUGUGAGCUGAAAUAGUUGUGUGCUAUAAACCUUGUGUCAUGUAAGUCUGAACUCUGAAGAUUGAAUAAUAAUAAUUCUAGGGGAUACCUACACCUCACACGCUUUACACUCCAUUGUGGUGGUUGUCCUCUUCAUCAUCUGAAUCUCCUCAUGAUCUGCCAAACCAGAUGGGUCGAAACACAAGUUGCAAAUAUUGUAGUAUGCUAAUAUAAUAUUAUGUUUUCUAACACGCAUGCAUAAAAUCAAUAAAUAUUUUAUCCCACUUUAAAUGAGUUAAUAAUAGACACUAUUAUAAACUAUCCACUUGAUGGUUAGUAUCAUCACCUACAUGCAUUUUAGAUAAACAUCAAAAAAUUAUUAAUUGAUGAGGGAUGAGUUGUGAAGCUUGGCUUGUAGGAAGCAUUUACCAAACAAUGCUGUGGUAGCUUCAAGAUUAUAAGGUCAAAGUUUGUGAUAUUUAAAAAGAAAAAUAUUCUUCUUGUCUCCUCAACAAUUUUGCUAUAUAUAGAUAUCAGAUAUUCUGUGUUUAGAACAACAACUUGUGCUAUUGAUGAUCACAUGAAACAAAAAUGGCAAUUUUUGAAACAAACACAAAGAUCUCUCUUCAUCUUCGCAGCAACAGCCUGCCAUCGACGCAACACCCUUUUGGAUUGCAAUGCAAGGAGCAUUGCCGGAGAUUGAAGGACUCUGAGGUCACUUCUUGUUCUUCAUCAUCUUCGAUAAUCAAGAAUCUUGAUAUCUUGCAAGAUCUGCAUGAGUGCAUUAACAAUCUGCUCCAAUUACCAAACUCACAACAGGAUUUGGCAGGAGAAUGCAUCCAUGAACUAUUAGAUGGAUCUCUAAGGCUCUUGGACAUAUUUAGUAUAGUUCAAGAUUGGCUAGUGCAAUCAAGGGAAAGCGUGUGUGAGCUCGAGUCAGUUAUUCGCAGGCGAAGUAAAGCCAAAAAUGGAAUCUCAAUUGAGGUUGGAAAAUACAUUGCAUCAAGGAAACAGAUCAAGAAGGCAAUAAUUCAGAAAGCCUUGACAAACUUGAAAGGAUUCAAGAAGGAUAUUAUGGUUGCUUCUUCCUCAAGCAAAGACAACGCGACUUUAGCCAUCUUAGAAGAAGCAGAAUUAGUCACAUUGAACUCAUUGGAAUCUUUGUUGUUGUUCAUCAAUGGUCCAAAGGAACAAGAAAGUCAGGGAAAGUGGAAAGUGAUGCCCAAAUUGUUGAAGUCUAAUAGAGUUGAAUCAUGUGACACAAAUGAAUUUGAAAAGGUUGAUGCAACUUUGAAGAUUCUCAUGAAUCACAAGCCUUCCUUAAUUGAGAAUCUUCACAGCCACAUGGAAAAUUUAGUGAUGUGCAUUCAGGAUUUAGAAGCAGGCGCGGAACGCCUUUCGAGGCAACUAAUUAGAACUAGAGUUUCCCUUCUCAAUAUCUUCAGUUACUAGUCAUGGAAAAAAACACUAUUUGCUGAUACUUGUACAUAAAUUGUAAAUAAUAGUUUUUUGAUCAUAUGCCACUUCACCUUUCUUA
This is a messenger RNA of Arachis ipaensis, 1839 nucleotides long. RefSeq lists its product as uncharacterized. The record is from RefSeq and is a predicted model, not a curated record. Gene Ontology annotation, biological process: root development; shoot system development. NCBI's taxonomy places the organism in Eukaryota, Viridiplantae, Streptophyta, Magnoliopsida, Fabales, Fabaceae.